AUGACCUCGUCAUCGGAAAUAGAAGACGGGGUCUCCAGGCCUCUCCUUGCCGACCAAAGAGAUGAGCGGGAUGCUAAUUUAAUAGGUGGUGAUGCCCCUCCACUGCCUUCAACUCGGGAUGCGGGCACAUUCACCAGGAAUCUCGGCGCUCUUGAGGCUUUCGCCAUCGUUAUCAGCAUUGUUAUCGGAAGCGGGAUAUUUACUUCCCCCGGAUCUAUAGACACCAAUGUACCAUCUCCGGGCGCGGCCUUGGUUGUUUGGUUGAUUGGUGGAGUGCUUGCGUGGACUGGUGCCUCGACCAUGGCAGAGUUAGGAACAGCGAUUCCUGGUGAAGGCGGAGUGCAGCCGUACCUUCAAUACAUAUUCGGAGAUGUCUUUGGCUUCCUCGCCGCUUGGACAUGGAUUGUGGCUGUCAUGCCGGCUACCCUCGCCAUUCUUAGUAUUGUGUUCGUUGAGAGUAUUUACUCCGCGAUGGGUGUAACCGAUCAGGCUGGGAGGAUCGAACAUAAGCUAUUUUCUAUUCUCAUUUUAGUCGUCAUUGGUGUCGCCAAUUCUAUUAGUACUAAAGCCAGUACUCGUCUCAAUAACUUCUUUGUGGUUACUAAGUUUAUAAGUAUCGCGGGAAUCGUGAUAGCUGGAAUAGUAGUUGCCAUACUUCAGGCCACUGACCCGGAAAGGGAUAUUGGAGGGCGAGACUGGUUUAAGAAGCCUUGGUUUGGCAAUCGGGAAGUUCUUAACCCCGACGGGAGCAAGACGGAUUGGAAUGAGCUUGGUGAAUGGGAGAUUCUUGGUCAUUAUUCUGCUGCGUUAUAUGGAGCAUUGUGGGCUUACUCUGGGUGGGAUAAGGCAAUUUAUGUCUCGGCUGAGCUUCGAUCACCAGCACGUCAGCUUCCACUCGCAAUCAAUAGCGCCAUCCCGACGAUAAUACUCUGUUUUAUCACCGCGAACGCUGCCUACUACAUAUUACUUCCAUGGAACGUGGUCUCGACAACAGACAGUGUCGCUGUGACCGCUAUCACCCGUAUUCUCGGACAAGGGUUUGGCAUCGCCGCCGCCGCUCUUAUCUGCCUGGUCGUCGCCGGCUCUCUUCUUGGUAAUUCGUUUGUCGCUGGUCGCAUGGCUGUCGCGGCGGCCAACAUGAACUGGUUUCCUCGUAUUUUCGCCUCCGUUGGCCAUAUUGGAUUGAAACCUAGGACGGAAGAUGAACAGGGCUCUCCUAAUACGGCACAUUCAGAUGCUCCUAUCAACGCGAUCUUACUUUCAACCAUCCUUUCAGCCCUAUACAUCAUUCUUGGGAAUUUUCGUGCUCUCUUAACUUUCAACGGACUGGGCGAGUAUUCCUUCUUCUUCCUAACUGUUCUAGGUGCUAUUGUUCUUAGAUUCCGCGAACCAGGACUGCGACGACCAUAUAAACCAUACGUUCUGGUCCCAGUUAUAUUCGCAGUAGUUAGCGGGUUUGUGGUAAUUAGAGGUGCCUUCUUCGCACCUGUGUUGGCACUCGUAGUUAUCAUUGUAUGGAUAAUUGGCCUUGGAUUUUACUGGGUUAGAAAACGAUUGGCUCUCAGGCAAGAAGAGUAG
Messenger RNA from Daldinia childiae, 1578 nucleotides. RefSeq names its product b(0,+)-type amino acid transporter 1. Gene Ontology annotation, cellular component: membrane. The transcript has 4 exons. NCBI's taxonomy places the organism in Eukaryota, Fungi, Ascomycota, Sordariomycetes, Xylariales, Hypoxylaceae. Gene Ontology annotation, molecular function: L-amino acid transmembrane transporter activity. Bases 1 to 1578 code for a protein of 525 amino acids. Gene Ontology annotation, biological process: amino acid transmembrane transport. The record is from RefSeq and is a predicted model, not a curated record.